AUGUUGAGAUGUCGAGGAGUGGUCACGUGUGGCACGGCCGGUGCGCGGGCGCCGCCUAGCUCUCCCGGUGGUCUGCGGGGGGCGGGGUCGCCGCGGCCACUCGGAGCGCUCGCCCCGCCGGCCCCGCACCCCGUGAACCUCGCUUAUCGCACCAUCAACCUAACUUGUAAAUUAAAUUACUCUUUUCCUAUUUCAGAAUCUUCAGUUGGAACGGGUGCUGGGUGCUUCCCAUCUGGGGCAAUGGUCCACACGGAAGCUGGUCCAAGAGACAUAAGCACGUUGCAACUAGGAGAGCGAAUAUUGGCUGCUGAUGAUAGCGGCAAAGCGAUUUAUUCAGAGGUUCUUACCUUCAUCGACCGAGAUCCAAAUGCGACAAAAAGCUUUAUCGAAGUCACCGCGGAAAAUGGUGUGACCAUCACCACGACCCGGUCACAUUUACUCCUAUUAGCCUCAGCUGACGGAUGGAGAGAAGUCUUCGCAGCUGAUGUCGAAAUAGGUGACGUCCUAUUAACAAGAGGGCAAGGACCUGUUAUGCGACCUUCUAGAGUUAUUAAAACGAAAAUUGUCACUAGAAAAGGUAUUUAUGCGCCACUCACGAAGUCUGGGACAAUUAUAGUUGAUGAUGCUUUAGCGUCAUGUUAUGCGAUAGUCAAUAGUCACUCGUUAGCACACGCUGCCAUGGCUCCUCUUCGAUGGAUGUCGAGUUGGAGUAAGUCUAAUGAGUUAUCGAAAGGCGUACACUGGUAUGCAAAUGCUUUAUACAAUAUUGGCGAUUUUGUUCUACCAUCAUCAUACAAAUAUCGCUAG
Messenger RNA from Pieris macdunnoughi, 807 nucleotides. NCBI's taxonomy places the organism in Eukaryota, Metazoa, Arthropoda, Insecta, Lepidoptera, Pieridae. The record is from the annotation of a GenBank genome assembly.